Messenger RNA from Hyphopichia burtonii NRRL Y-1933, 2568 nucleotides. RefSeq names its product Hap43p (gene HAP43). Lineage: Eukaryota; Fungi; Ascomycota; Pichiomycetes; Serinales; Debaryomycetaceae. Gene Ontology annotation, cellular component: nucleus; RNA polymerase II transcription regulator complex. Gene Ontology annotation, molecular function: transcription cis-regulatory region binding; DNA-binding transcription activator activity, RNA polymerase II-specific. The record is from RefSeq and is a predicted model, not a curated record. The annotation marks the transcript as partial. The transcript has a single exon.
CUUUUUUAUUCCUUUUUUAUUCCUUUUUUAUUCCUUUUUUAUUCCUUGGUUUCUCUAAUUCUUACUUUUACUGCUGACGUUUAAUCUUCUUCCAUUUAUUCUACUCCCAUUUGUUUUCUAUUCUCUACUUCAUAGUCUUUGUCGUGAUAGAAGCUUCCUCAGUCUCACUGUUUUCUACUUGUUGAUUGGGUUUUUUCCAACGAAUUUAUUCACCUUCUAUUUUUUCUCUUGCUCCAUCUUUAUCCGUGGUGACAAGUAGAGGACUGUCUACGUUUGAAUAUGAGUACUAAAGGUCCAAGUAUUGCUCCAAGGUCUCAGGCCCUGGCUGCUUCUCCUCCAGCCAAUUCUCCUCCGGUUAGUUCAAAACCAAUCAUGACUAAGAGACCUUCAAUAUCCAGCGCACCAUCUCCUGCCAAAACUUCUUCUGCUACUUCGUCAACAAGCCUUGCACCAAGUCCUAACGCUAGUGGCUUCCCUCAAAUUAUAACUUCCAAAGAAUGGGUGUUACCUCCAAGACCUAAACCUGGUAGGAAACCUAGUGUUGAUACCCCUGCUUCCAAACGCAAAGCGCAAAAUAGAGCUGCCCAGCGUGCUUUCAGAGAACGUAGAGCUACUAGAGUCCAAGAGCUUGAAGAAAAACUAAUGGAGGUUGAAAAAGAUAAAGAAUUAAGAGAGUUGAACUUGCAUAAUACCAUCAAUAAAUUGAAAGUUGAAAACCAAUUUUUAAUGAAGAGUAUGGAUCAAAUGCGUAAUGAUAUUCUUUCCCUAAAAAAUUCUUCAAAUGUUAUUCCUGGUAAUAAUACCAAUGAUCACUCAAGAAGCCCCGUCAAUUCUCAAAUUCAAAAAGUUUCUCCAAUACACUAUCCUCCAACUAAUUCUCCGGCAGCUUCCUCGAAUAGCUCUUACUCGGUUCAACAAAUUUCCCCUGCUCCUUCUGCCGAUUCUCCUCCCAUUUUCAAUCAAAAUAAUCAAAAUGAUCCUCAUCAUCACCAUCAUCAUAUCCAUACCAGAAAUAAUCUUUCCACUAGCACCCUUACUCCAUCUUCAAAUAAUACUACUCCCGAUAAACCAAUUGGACAAAACAAAACCCAUCAUGACGAAAAUGACUUUGAUUGUGGUAUUUGCUUAAAAGAUGAAUGCCUUUGUGCUAGCGUUGGUCUUAAAGAUACUACAAAUGCCAAUUUGGUUGGUAAAUCUUUAGAAGAAACAAUUAACUCUUUUAAACCAAUGCCGGCAGUUUCUCUAAAAUCUUCUUCUAAAAAAAGAAAAUCAAAUGAAAAUAUCGAUCAAGAAAUUGAUUUUACUAAAGAAUUUGCCGUUCAAAAACCAAUGCCUAAUUUGAAAAAAUUGAAAAGGGCAACAGAUAAUGAUAAAAAUAAUAGCUUAUUACAAUCAAUUCCAGUUAAAAAAGAAAACGAAGAAUUUAAUGAAUCAUCUCCAGUGGAAAAUUGCGGAUUCUGUUCAGAUGAUACUCCCUGUGUCUGUCGUGAAGCUGCUAAAGAAGCUGCAAGAUUAAAUGAAUCUUUAAAUACUGAUUCUCAAAAUCAGUCCCAUCAUCAGCAUGAACAACACCAAGAUGAAGACGAAGAAACCUCUUUACCUCCAAUCCAAUUAAACAAUAAUAGCUUUCGCAAAACGUCUUUACCAGUUAUGCAUCCUGGUCCCUCGGUUGAAAUUAGAGAAAUUACUAAUUUAACUCCUGGCGCCGUUCCAACAGUUGUCAGAAGAAACACCGAUGGUACCACCAUCCCUGAAGAUGAAGAAAAUAAUGAUAAAGAAAAAGAAACCACUGGCUGUACCGGUAAUCCUGGAGCUUGUUUGCAAUGUCAAACUGAUCCAAUGUCCACCUUAUUCUGUGCAACAGUUGCAAAUAAAGUUAAGGAAAGUGAAGAUAAUCCAGAUUCAAAUGAUCAAGCAGAAGCCGCUGACUCUCCUGCUUCAUUGUCUGCUGCCUCUCCGGCAAGAGACUUUUUCAAUUUUAAUGCAAAAUCUAACUCAACUCCUCCCGCUAUCUCAAGAAGUGGUUCUAAAACUAAUAUCCCUUCUUUAGCAAUGACUUCAUUAACGAAUCCUUCAACUCCUAUUGCAACUACCCCAGGAGGUACGGUCACUUCUUCUGGUAUGUUCAUCCCUUGUGCUGAUGCUUAUAAAACUUUAUCGAGACACAAAAAAUUUAAUUCAGUUGAUUUCAGUACUUUAGUCGGUAAACUUACCACUAGAGGUAUGCAAGUUGAAGUACAGUCUGUCGCAAAUGUCUUGAGAGAACUUGACAGAAGAUUGUAUAACUGAUGGCGUCUUUUGAAUGUAUUUUAAUCUUGUAUUAAUCUUUUUAUGACUACAUGUUUUUGCUUGUUUUUAUUAUUCUUGUUUCCUUCUUCUAGUUGGUUUUUGCAAUGGUAAUGAUUUGUUCUAAAUCUUCAAUUCUAAUUUCGGAAUUUAUUGAAUCUUGUAUCUUCCUUUAUUUCUUCAAUGUCAAAUGGUGUCUGGCAUUUUUUAAUCUUUUUGCAGCAUUAAGUGUUGCUAAUACUCUUACGCUUCUUACGUCUUUUAUUCCUUCAUCAAAAAACC